AUGAAAGAAGGCACCCCGGCCCCGGUCCCGGUCCAAGGCCCGGUCUCGGCCGCCUCGCCGUUAGAUACUGCCGCCGGACUGAAGACGUCACACUCACAUCUCGCCGGCCUGGCAACACAAACGCAAAAGACUCGGGCUGCACUGCUUGGGGCUGAUGGCGGUGAUAUCGUCGACACAAAACCAACACCUUUGACAAGCACAACAUCAAAAUGGAACACCAAAAACCUCGGCCUACGACUUGGUGCUGACCUCGUCAGUGCCGCUGCGGCAGCUGUGCUUGUUGCGCCUGUUAUCUCUAUUAUUGACCGCUCAAUUAUGGAGAAUGCCUCCGGCGCCGCCCCCCUCCUCACCUCCCUCCGCCGCUCCCUGCGCUCCCUUCUCUCCUCUCCCCGGUCCACCAUACUCUCCCGUCCCUUCGGCCUCAUCUUCCUCUUGUACGGCGGCACCUACCUAACCGCCAACACGCUGGACACGACCGUCGCCACUGUCCAAAACAACCCCAACCCAGCGCACGUCACCUCGGGCAGUUCCAAAUUCUUCGCCUCCUCCGCCGCCAACAUUGGUCUCUGCAUCUACAAAGACCAAGUCUUUGUCCGCCUCUUCGGCCCCCCCGGCGCUACACCCAGACCCGUGGGACUGCCAAGCUAUCUCCUGUUUGCGGCCAGGGAUUGCAUGACGAUUUUUGCCAGUUUCAAUGUUCCCCCUUUGCUUGGGCCGGUGUUGACGGAGAGGCUAAGCAAGGAUGCGCAGAAAUGGGUCAGUGGACAGACGAUGGCGCAGUUUGCGGCGCCGGCGGUGGUGCAGCUUUUCAGCACGCCCGUGCAUCUGUUGGGGUUGGACAUGUAUAAUCGCCCCUCGGGUGGUUCGGGAGCGGCGCCGAGUUGGAGAGAGAGGUGGUCGUUGGUUAAAAAGAAGUGGGCGGUUAGUGUGGCGGCGAGGAUAUGUAGGAUUGUGCCGGCUUUUGGUGUGGGUGGGGUCGUUAACAUGAAGGUUAGGAAGGGUUUGAUGGAGAGGUUGAGUUAGACG
Molecule: messenger RNA, 1026 nt
Organism: Neurospora tetrasperma FGSC 2508
Lineage: Eukaryota; Fungi; Ascomycota; Sordariomycetes; Sordariales; Sordariaceae
Exons: 2
Coding region: 1-1023 (340 amino acids)
Cellular component (GO): mitochondrion
Source: RefSeq, a predicted model, not a curated record